UGUUGUUGGCUUGUUUUAACGAGUGUAAUCUUCAGCCAAGCGUGCGUGUUUUAGACCGAAGUCCCGUUUUGUGCCUUUACUGUUGAACAUCAUCAAUCUGUAAAACCACAACAAAGCGAAAUAAACACAAACAUUUGUCCCUGUUUGCUACUGCCUAAGCUAAUAGCGGACACGAGGCUGUGACGUGCUAUCAGCUCACUCUUUUUGCUAAUACAAACACUAAUUACACAAACCACCCCUUUGACCGCGUGCACGUUCGCUGCGCCGUUGCCGAGUAACGAUCGAAGGCGCUCUCAUUCAGCGGCAGUGCGACUUCCUCGACGUGGUCACGUGACGCUUCACUCAAAACCACCAGGCGGCGUAGUUUGACCACAGAAACAAUAGCACCGAUACCACCGAACAAUGGAGGCAUGAAAACUUCAAAACCCUGAUGAAUGUGAAGCAGAUCCGCAGAUCUAGUAAAAACGAGCAUUUGUGCUCAGUCACGUCGUUCAUCUUGAGAAACUCAUCGUGUAACAACGAUCACCCCGUUAUUACUGAUAACAAGCAUGACUGAGACUAAUCAGCUGAUGGAGUCAUACUCUGAUAAUAAACGAUGAUUCUGAUACAAACGCCUUUGUGUCAAAUGACUCUGGGGUCACGAGUGGAUUCAUUUCAAUGUUUCCUCUUUGCUGAUUCAGCAGGUGUUUCCUUCAGUCAUGUGUAAACAGGACUAUUUACUUGAGCUAUUUCAUGUUUUUCCUUUAAUGGGUUCUAAAGGUGAAUCCAUAGACUGUGUUUGCUGAAUGUGUACUUGCUGUUUUUCCUCCAGCUCAGGCUGUGGUGACGGCUUCACCUCGUCUCAUCAGACAUGGGAACGUAUCCCUGAAGAGCCUCAACGUGACGCCGGCAGACGCAGCCAGAUACACAUGCUUCAUCCCCAAGUUAAAGAGCCGUAACGGAGGCGAAGUGACAGACAUGAAGCUCAGGUCGUACGUUCUGGAUCCCAGAAACCUCAGAACCCAAGAACCACAGGACAAAACAAAUGCUGCAGUCUGAGCGUCUGGCGUCAUUCUGUGUCUUUGUGCUGUUUGAUGGAGUGUGUUUGUGGCGUUAUUAGAAACAAAACAGCUUAAAGACGUAAGUAGGAAACCAACAGAACACAUCCCAUCACAUGAUGCAGCCUGUUGGUACAUUGGCUGUUUGAUUCAAACAGGCACUGGCUGCACAGCAGGAGUCAGGUCUUCAUGGCUGACGCCAACAAGCAGCAAACCGUCCUGUUGGUGACGUGAUGUGAGUCGGAUGUAAACGUCUCAGCGUGAGAAAUGAGACGAUGCAACCAGGCGACAUGUUUGUGGGUCAAAGAGCUUCAGUCGACAGGCUGCUGCUCAGAACAGGAGAAGAACCACCACUUAUUCAGCAUCUGAGGAGGCUUUAAAUGAGACGCUGAGGCGUUCUCACCUUGUUUUUCUCCCUGAGUCUGAUUCAGUGACACUGCAUGAAGUCACUUUCAUCAGGGCAUCGGCCUGAAGCAGAGGAGCCUGGCUCAAAGGAACACAAUGAAGAUGCUCGACUCAUGGAUUAAACUGUGGACUCACACAAACCACCAGGAACCUAAUAAGAGACACUGAUGUAAACGAGGAGCUUCCAGCUGUUGUUGAUGCCCGUGAUCCUCACUACAUUAAACUGUCUUAUUAUCGUCUCCAUGUGUCACAGUCAGUCUUUUUAUGUGAUGUAAUAUAGCUGCAAUGCAAACGACUGAAGUGAAUCCAUCACCGGUUCUUUUCUAUCACAGACCAGAUGAUGGAAUGAAUUCUAAAUAAUACUUGUUAAAAUAGGUUUAAACAGAGUUUCAUAAGAAGACAGUGGUAACUAAACAGCUGAUCAGCAGCUGAGCGUCAUCAGGUCCGUGUCAGAACCGCCUUCUGUCCAUUAGUGAUGCUCUGUCCUGAUGCUUCAUGACUCAUCAUGAGUCAGAACACAGUCACUACACACAGAUCUCAGGAAACAGUCAAACAAAGUGAACUUCAAGAUUAGAGAGCGAUAAAUGAAUAAUUUAAUAAAACCUUUGGUUCGUUUCAGGGAGAAACUGGCACAUGAAUAAAUAAAACGUCCCUUUGUGACGUCAUAAACUGGAGCCUGAAAGCUGCAUCCAGUCACUGGUCGGGUUCGUAACACGUUGUGCUUUGUGUGGAUGAACAGAGACGAUGUGUUGACCUGAACACACUUAGUUUAAGGGACAUAAGUACAGUUUACUGUACAGACCUGCUGCUGAGACCAGACACACACUAAAGGGGUGUGUUCACUGACUCACAGUGAUCAUCAUCACGCUUUAAACGGACUCUGAGCGGCUGCACCGCCUCAUUUCACCAUGCGCUUGUGUUCCAUCACGGCUCUGCUUCUCUGCGUCCUGACGCCUCGAGCUCAGGCUGUGGUGAUGGCUUCUCCUCGCCUCAUCUCCUCGGCCCCGGGUGAUGACGUGGUGCUGCGCUGUCACCUGGAGCCUCCGGUCGACAUACAGGCUCUGACGGUGGAGUGGUCCAAACCCGACCUCCAGCCCGACCCGUGGGAUCCGCUGAGGCGGGUCCAGUACGUGCACGUGCACCGUAACGGAGGCGAAGUGACAGACAUGAAGCUCAGGUCGUACGCUGGGAGGACGGAGCUGCUCACGGAGCAGCUGAGACAUGGGGACGUAUCCCUGAAGAUCCUCAACGUGACGCUGGCAGACGCAGCCAGAUACAGAUGCUUCAUCCCCAAGUUAAAGAGCGCAGUGAGGGAGGCCACGGUGCAGCUGGUGGUCGAUGCAAACUUGCUAAAAACAUCAACACUCACUCCCAGAGAGCACGAGGAACAGAACAUGACGGACGAUAGUGCAGGUGGUCGACUCAGCACCAACGUCCUGAUCCCAGUUACAGUUAUUUCCCUGUCUGUCCUCCUGCUCAUUAUUCUGAUCGCUGGAGCAGAUAUUUACAGACGGCAGCAUAAAAAGCAAAGUUCGACAGAUUUACACCAACCAGGACGCGAGGACCAGCAGAGGUCAGGCCUCCUGGGCAGAACUGGACCAGCAGAACAGAGCAGUCCAGAGCGGGAUCUCACCUGAAGCUGAAGAAGGAAAACCUAAAAACCAAAGACAACAAAAACAUGUGUUUGUUCAUGUCGAGGACCUGAGUCAGAUUUUAAGUUACUUAUUCAUUUUCGUGGAUUCGUUCUAUGUCUGUGGUCUUGUUUAUUGUGGGACUCUCGCCCUUUAAUAUUCAGUUAAACAUUCAGUUAUUUUCAUUUCAACUAGUUCUGUAGUUGGUGCCUCGACCAUCGCAUCUACAAACAAGUAUAGACUGAAGGUCACAGAAGGUGGAGUCAGGUUUUCUCUAUAUUCAUCUCAGCAGCUGAUGAACUGAAAGUAACUCAGGAGAGAAACAUAGUGAUGGAGCCAGAGUCUGGUGAAAAAAACUCAUACAAGACAGAUUUUCACGCAUGUGAGCCGUUCUGGUGGUUCUGUAAAGUUCCAAAGCAGAUCUGCUCUCUUUGUGUAUGUUCAGUGAAGAGAACAUUAAUAGAGUUGCUGAAUAAAGUGUACUUGUACUUAAA
Betta splendens (Siamese fighting fish) is the source of this 3567-nucleotide messenger RNA. Its product is annotated as myelin-oligodendrocyte glycoprotein-like. The coding region runs from base 2351 to 3079 and encodes 242 amino acids. The transcript is spliced from 7 exons. Lineage: Eukaryota; Metazoa; Chordata; Actinopteri; Anabantiformes; Osphronemidae. The record is from RefSeq and is a predicted model, not a curated record.